This is a messenger RNA of Harpegnathos saltator (Jerdon's jumping ant), 2779 nucleotides long. Its product is annotated as tubulin polyglutamylase TTLL13-like. NCBI's taxonomy places the organism in Eukaryota, Metazoa, Arthropoda, Insecta, Hymenoptera, Formicidae. Gene Ontology annotation, cellular component: ciliary basal body. Gene Ontology annotation, molecular function: tubulin-glutamic acid ligase activity; tubulin binding. The record is from RefSeq and is a predicted model, not a curated record. Gene Ontology annotation, biological process: protein polyglutamylation; microtubule cytoskeleton organization. The transcript has 14 exons.
AUGGACAAGGACAACAAGACAGAGCCGUUGCACGAGGAAAGCGACGCGGUGGAAACUUCGAGGACGAGGAAGAAGAGGAAACGGAGAUUCUUAACCAUCUGCACGAGCAACUGCAAGUACGACGUGGUUAGACGCGUGGCCGCGCACUUCGGCAUGAAGGAGGUCACGGAGGACAGCAGCUGGGACCUCUAUUGGACCGACCUGAGCGUCAGCAUAGAGCGUGCCAAGGACAUGAAGAGGUUCCAGAGGGUCAAUCACUUCCCCGGCAUGACGGAGAUAUGUAGGAAGGAUCUGCUCGCUCGUAACCUCAAUCGCAUGCUGAAAUUGUUCCCGCGGGACUAUAACUUCUUCCCAAAGACCUGGUGCUUCCCCGCCGAUCACGGCGACGCGAUGACUUAUGCCAAAUCGCGUAGACCGAGGACUUUCAUCAUCAAGCCAGACACGGGCUGCCAAGGACGUGGUAUCUACCUGACGAGGCACUUGAAGGACAUCAAACCCAACGAGCGUCUGAUCUGUCAAAUGUACAUCGCACGGCCCUUCUUAAUAGACGGAUACAAAUUUGACCUACGUAUUUACGUACUAAUCACGUCAUGCGAUCCUCUCAGGAUCUACGUUUACAACGAAGGACUCGCCAGAUUCGCGACGAGCAAGUACAAGGAGCCGACCGGUCACAAUACCACCAAUAUGUUCAUGCACCUGACGAAUUACGCCAUCAACAAGCACAGCCGAAUGUACAUCAUCGACGACGAGAUCGGCAGCAAAAGAAAGAUAUCGGUGUUGAAUAAGUGGCUGAGAGCGAAGGACGUCGACGUGGACGAGUUAUGGGGCAAGAUCGACGAGAUCGUGAUUAAAACCGUGCUCGCGGCGUAUCCCGUGUUGAAGCACAGUUAUCACGCGUGCUUCCCCACGCACGACAAGACGUCCGCGUGCUUUGAGCUUCUGGGAUUCGACGUUCUCAUCGAUUGGAAGCUCAAGCCUUAUCUUCUCGAGGUGAAUCACUCGCCGAGCUUUCACACGGACGCUCAACUGGAUAAGGACGUGAAGGAAGGGUUGCUGAUGGACACUUUCGACAUGUUAAAUCUGCAGCAAUACGACAAGAAGAAGAUAAUGGAGGAGGACAGGAGACGAAUCAGGGAGCGGCUUCUUCAGGGUAUCAACGGGUAGGAUUGCAAGAAUGAGGACGAUUACAUACAGCGACAGUUUAAGUGGGAGGACGAGCACACGGGCAAUUUUCGAAGAAUCUUUCCGUGCCCCGGCGAGGAUAAGUACCGGCCCUUCUUCACGCAAAGUGCGCUUUCCGUUUUCCAAGAUACGGUGGCGUCGAGAGCGCGGGAGGAAGCGUCGAGGGUGCAGAGGGAGGAGAACGAGCUGAAAGUGCGGGUGGAAGAGCGCAAGAGAAUUUCCGGCAAAUGGAGCGAGCACAAGAUAGGCCCGGAAAGUCCGAACGCACCGAAGAUCUUGCAAGCCCCGUUCGUGCGCCAGGAGAAGAGCAAAUCCGCGGGCGUGUUCCGGAAAAGCAUCAAUAAGCAGGACGCGCAAGGAGCUCCCAUCAGCAGCAGCCUGUAUUCCUUCGAGCCCGAAAUUAUAUCGGAGUCCGAGGAGAGGGAGCGAAUCACGGCACUGGCGCAGAGGGAUUUUCUCAUCAAGAGCUACGGCAUGCUCGAGCAGAUAUACGCGGCGAUGAAGAGGAACGGCACAUUACGACCCGCCGACGAGAGGAAGUACGGGCUGUACGGCAGGCUGGGACACGCCAACGCGAGCCAGAGCGCGUGUAUCCUCCCCUCGCACGGAUUCCAUCAUCGCCGAAACGGCCAUCUGGACGGCACGCAAAUAGCCGCGGCCCAAUGCCAGCAAUGUUCUCUCCGAGGAAACGAUCGCAGCAGGCUGACGAGACACGAACGCGGGUCCAACAAGGAUUCGGACAGAAGCUUGAGGAUAACGUGCAACGAGGCGCUCGUCUACGUCCGCCCGAAAAUCCCGCUAAGGUUCUGGCUGGAGGAUACGAGUUGCAACGAUCACAACGGCCGGGUAACGAAGACUCACGUCGCCCGGACACUGUCGAACACCGUGCGCCGGCACACCCUCGAGAAGAGGGAGUCCUUCCACUCGUCCAAGUCUAAAAUCGACGUUAUCGGCCGAUAUUGAGCAAGUGAAUCUAUCUCUCAAGAGAUAAGAAGGAAAAGCGAGGUAACAAAAUAAGAAGAAUCACGAGCGACGUGAAGAUAAUUAACUGAUCCAAGCGAUCGAAGAAAAUUCAAGACGGCUAUCGCGAAGAUCGCACCGCGACAUAUCUUAAUCACGAUCGUAACAACCCCUUGUCUUUGGUGGCUUCGCUCGUGUCGAUCAAAUGAAUAAUAAUAAUAACGAGACCCGUACUCUGUCGCAACAGAAAAGUAUAACUUUACGUUGGAUCGUGCCCUGUAUUCUUAUGUGUGUAGAGACUCCCCCCGUAAGAGAUUUCCCCCGACACUCCGUGUAAAUUUUUCAUCUCGAAGAGCCAUCUCGGAAUCGAAGAGGUCGACCCUUGGAAACACAAAACCCCGGGCGACGUAUCUUGGGACGUAUGUACGUUUCGGUUGUGAACGGAUGCUGUUUCAAGGUAGAACAGUAAUAUAAAAAUCAACAAUGUAUCGAUUUGUUAUUUAAAGUGCCAUAUAAAUAUGUACAAUAGAUAUACGAGUGAACAUGUACACGCGUCGCACAAGAGUGUGGGAGUUAGGUACGCGUCGCUGCGUAUGCAAAAUGGUUCACAUACGUACACGCCAGUCUAUAAUACGUA